UUUACUGGAUCGAACCGGCUGCUGUUUACAAGCACCCUACUCCCUGCUUUACACACCGAUGCACACACACACACGUAGUGCGUAUUUUGCUGUAUGGUCACCCUCGUUGCCAUGUUGUAUGUAGGUUUCAGUCUUGAAAUGGACAGGAGAGGAAAAGGAGCGGUGUUUAUCGCAGCGCUGUAAUUAUACGUCGCCUCCUGCUCUGGUCAGAUUGCAGGAGGCGGUGCUGUUUCUUUUGGUUCAGGGAGAUGUGAAUAGCUUAUAUGCACCUCUUCAAAUAUAUAACUACAUCUAUGUAACUGGUGUGGCCAUUAAAAACAUGCACUUGUAACAGAUUCUGAUUAGUCUGCUUCAGAUCUUUACGUUUCCUUCCCUUCCAUCUCCUCCUCUUAUGUAAUCUUGCUCUUUUCAAUUACGUGAUGGUGAAGCCAUUUGCAGUUCAAACAUUCCCAUCACCACAAUUGUUACGGGUCAGUGUGAAGAAAUCAAUGUGAGAUAAACAUUCUGUCAGUUGCUCGCCAGCACUGUAAAUACAUAAAUAAAUAAAACCACAGAUUCUGAAGGUAAUACAGUAAUUUCAGUGACACCUUGACACUGGCUGCUCAGACAAUCAUUAAGAGUUAUAACUGUGGACCAAUGCUCCUUCUUCUGGUCGGUAACUUUAGAGUACUGAAGAAAAAAUCUGACUAGAGACUUCUGUGUCUGGAUAGGCACUAAUGUUGAGAUCGACCUUAGAACUGUAUUAAAAACACAAUAAUAUUAAUCAUGUCAGUGAGGAAAAGAUCAAACCGUCAGGCAUCUAUGUUGCCCUGUCAAUUAAAAUUAAAAAAAAACAUUUACAGCUAACUUUAAAGUUUGAUCUCCGGCUUCUCCAGUCUGCAAAUUGUCCCUGGAGAAACCUCUAAAUUAAGAUACAGACAACAUACAAGAAUAUCAGAUCUAUUCUAUGCAAAAGUGCUGGAGGGAGGAAUAAAAAGUGGGUUAAGCUGGACCCCAGACAUAAUAUGCAAACUCUCAGUGGAAGUAAAAGGGUAUUAAAUGUAAAGCGAUGGGAAUGUUGGAGUGGUGGUGGAUGUCUGAGAAGGGUGAUUAUUGUGUAUGACUGGAGAAUGUGAGGAAUGUGACUUUAAAUUACUUUCUUGCUUGUCUGGACUGCAAAGAAAGCCCUGUGUGUGUGGACGCUCUGCAAAUAUCUGUGGCACUACAUCACAGACGCAUUUGACAAUAGUUGAGUCUUAAACUCAUCACAUUGAUCACUGAGCAUUAGAGGUGACGUCAUUUUCGAGUUGAAAACAGGGUUAUGAAGGAUUUAAACAGACAUGUGUAGGAACAGUGUCGCAACAACACAGCAUAUGUAAUAUGUUUGUGCUCCACUGCUGAUAUUCUGUAAGCCGAGUGCUCUCAAGGGUUUGACCUCCUUUCAUAUUCCCGUUUCCAUGGUUUUAUCUUUCCAUGGUGUCCAGUAGCCAAACUGCUGGAGGACGGAACCAAAGGAAACACUGGUUUACUGCUCGGCAGAAUGAUAAUCACAAUGAUUAAGGAAAACUGUCAUAGUUGCAAGCCGGCUUAGUGCUCAUCUUUGUCUCUUGGUAAGCCAAGCACGGCCAAGAAUGAAGGGGUGUUUUCAAGCCCCAAGCCAACAUGAGAUGCUAGAUUAGGGUUAGGGGCUCCCUCGGUCAUCCCUCCUAAGACCCAAACCCUGCUCCCUAAUAUCCUCACUUCAACACAGAUGUCUGACGCUGCAGCGCUCAGGAACCAUAAGAGGUUUUAAUCAACCCCCGGAAUCCCAGAAAUUGACAUCUCCUGGAAAAUAGCACAAUGGAAUCAUAAAUUGAAUGCUAUAAAAUCGGAACUAAGACUAUCUUACUGUGUACGGAGCGUGAAAACACAACAGGACUUUUCAGAUCUUUAUGGUGUUAGAAACCAUAGUUUUCUCCUCUCAAGUCAUUUUAUUAUUUUGAAUCAUAAUAAUAAUAUGAAGUAGAUGUAUCUAUAUUUUUAGAGGGGUGCUAUUUUGACUAUCAAAAAGAGAAAAGGUGAUAGUUUGACAGGAAUGGUCAAACUAUCACCAGCACAACAAACUAUGGUCACUAUUGCCUCUAAAUGAGAGAUGUCCCUAAACCAUUUUUACUUGCUGAUACUGAUUCUGAGACUUUGUGAUACAGAGUUGACAAGUGACAGAUUGACAAGUGGAUUAAGUGACUUAAUCCUAGAAAAUAAAUCACAAAAAUACCAACACCAAAAUCGGUUAAACCCUUUAAAAAAACAAAUACAUAUUAAAUACAAAGUUCUAUGAAAACCAUAGAACGUUUUUAAGUAUUUAGAACAAAAAUGAAAAAAUCUAUGAAUACACAACAAUUACUAACUUCAAAUAGCUCAAAACUGAAGUCCGCCAUUUUACUUGUGAGACUAACGAUAAACCUACUCACCGCUCUAAAAACUGUACUCACCUGUGGCAGUACAACACAACAGCUGUUUUGGAGUAGUGAUGAAUAAGUGAUUUCCUGCAGUUUUUUUUCUGGGUGAAACUCUACUUUAAAGAUGUGGUAUUGGAUCAAUACAUAGAUUUGCGUACUCGCUGAUGCCCAAUCUGGCAUUUUCGUCAGUAUCGGAACAAAUAUAUCCAUAGCCAUGUAUUUGCAAUGGUUUGACUUUUAUUUUCUUAGGUUAUUGGACAAUAAUGAUCAAGAAAGGUUUCUUUUUUAUGAAGUUGUUAGAUCAUCUUGGAAUACAGGCUUCCUCUACGUUACAGGCUUACUGAAGGGAUAAGAAGUAAGAAUGGCCAGUGAUGCUUCUUUAAUUCUUGUCAGAUUGUCACCAAGCACUGACACUCCCAUAAGUCCCGUGUGCUCUAAUCCUUCAUUAGUCUGGUUCUCUCAGUCUGGUGCUUAAACCAUCCAGACCCUGCUUCACUCCUCCGUCAUCUGCUCUCAGAGUGAUCCUACUCAGGGUCUGUUUUCUUCACAUUCCUGCACUGAGUUUUGAUGAGGAUUCAAGAUGCAGUAGAUUCCUGCGCUCAAAUAUGGCUUGGAUAGAUUAGAGACCAUCUGGGGUGUGAGGAGUAGAUUAAAGGUAAAGCGGCAAGCGAUUGGCUCAUGCCUUCAAUCAUCAUGACCAGUCUGUUGAAGAUGCACUGGUCUCCGGAGCACGCUGCCCCCUUAUCUCAGUGGCCUGAGCAGCACCUUGAUGUCACCUCCACCACCUCGCCCCCGUCUGCCCACAAACACGACCCCUACUCUACAGCUGCUCGCCGUGGCUUCGGCCCCACGGGUUACCCCUGGGCCAGUGAUGACAUAUCAGCCCUCACUGCUUCUUCUCUGCUGAAACGCUAUGCAGAGAAAUACUCUGGCAUGGAGCUGUCCUACGACCGCCCCCCUGCUGGAGCCUACUCAGAGCCUGGACCUUUCCUGAAAACGGAGCCUGAGGCCUGGGCUCUGGGUCAGAGCAUGGAGUGUUACCCUGGACUAGAGGUAUUAACUGGCACCAAGGUGGGUUCUGCCUCUGUGGGCAUCCCAGCCACAGGAAGUGUAACAGUCAUAAGCAGCAACUUGGCGUCUGAGCCAAGUUACGGUGGCGCUAGCUCCUGCAAUGCCCCGUCAUCUCAGGAAUACCCUCCUGCCUACAACAGCACCUACCUGUCCUCAGGAUACUGCCCUCAGCCCAGCGCAGCACUUCCCCCCGCCACGCUACACUCUCUGCAGGCCACACCCACUCUAGUGCCCAGCUACAGCGCCAGCACUCCUGUCUACAACUACCCUCCUGGGUGCUACCCCCAAACCAGCCUGUCCUCUGGAUACAGCCACCCCAGUGCCUCCUACCUGCCCUCUGGGAUUAGUGCCCUGACUCCUCUGGCCCCUCGGCCCACCAUGUUGGGGGGGAGUUACAGCUACGCGUCUCACAGCCUUGGAGGGAGCUCCGAGGCCGGGGCGCCACUGAAACGCAAGGCUUUCGAGAUGGUGGAGGAAGGACAGGAGGGAGCAGAGGUGGAGGGAUCACGCUACAGAAAGUACGGCAACGGAAACAGUCACAGCAAGAGCCACGGCAACGUGCACGGCAACGGCUAUGAUAUUGGCGGCCCCGCCUCAGAUCCACAGGCCUACAAACCCGGAAAGCCUCUGAUGUCGCCCCCGUAUGGCGGGGCAGGGGACUACAGCCCACCGUCGGGCCUUGCAGGAGAGAGUGUAUCAGGGGAGCACAACUUUCCUCAGCAGCAGCAGCAGCAGAGAAUGUCCAUGAAGAUACCUGCCCCCCACACACGAUCUGAGGAUCCAGGUGGAGGCCGCUGACACUCUCUAUGCCACUAAUGGAGAGGAUUCCCUCGCUCUUAUAAAGCAACCAGAGUUUUUAAUCCAGGCAGAUUUGGGGGAAUGGCAUUAGGUUUAUCAACGAAUGGUUUAAUUUCACUACAAACACAAGAUGGCACAAGACUGGUAUUUCCUGUGCGUCUUUUUUUUUUCCAUCACUCAUGUUUUUUCCAAAGAUUCACAGGGGCCUUUAGCCCCCGUAAGGUCGAGGUAAGUCUUAGGGGUGAGGUCGAGGCAUUCUCUAUAUGGAUAUUAUUAAGACAGUCUAUAUGUGUGAGUGUCUGUUUCUCUCAGGAUCCUAUUUAUUUCCUUUCUGCUACUGUGGUAACAGCACUGCAAUGUUGCAGAUGUUUGAAGUCAGUGUAAUUAUUUGUGGCCGUUAUGUGUGUGACAGGCCUUUGACUGCAAUAUGUUCUACCACACCACAGAAAGAAAAAUCAUUACUGACCAAAAAAAGUAAGGAGAGCAAUAACUGAAACGGUGAGAUUGCCACACUUCUUCAGCACAAUCACUGCUACUUUACACAGCUCACUACACGCGACCUGUGUCACUCGAGAAAUGAAUGUUUCCCUGCUUUUUUCCGUUAACAUAUUCUUAACCUUUAUUUUUCAGUUUCCUUCACCUCUUUCUUUCUUCUCUGUUUUGCCGCCUCAGCAACUUGUGUCUGUGUCCAGUUUAAGCACGCCAAGCUGCUCAUCAAACGAUCACAUGAUAGUAUACAUGAAGCCGCCCUUGAGAAUGUUUUCACCUCAGGAAAGAGUGGAGAAAUAAUCUAAAUGUAAAUUAGAUUUUAUUCAUUUAAAACCUUUUUAUUUAUUUUUUUGCAUUCACACAAUGACAUUAUACAGAUUUAUGCUGACCAUGUGUUGCUUACAUGCAGAUUUAUAUCUUCAAACAAACGGGUGUGUCUGAAUGAUAAUACCUGUUCCAGUUUAUGCCUCAACUUAACCGAUGAACAAACAAAAAGGGCACUCAGUAGAGCACACCUUACACACGAUUGUCUAGUUCCUAUAGUAGAAAUAUAAAAAGGAAAAAGGAAGGGGUCAGGAAAAAAAGUUCUUAAAGCUAGGGUUGGUAAUCCUGGAAAAGUUAGCAAACUUUGUUGUUUCAGGAACAAAUCACCAACUCUACCUUUAAUCCAUAUCAGCACCAAUUCCAUCGAUUUAGUAGUUGUUGCAUAAUCCUGCUAACAAAUUAACCAACAAGCAGACAAAGGGGAAAAUGUAAUCUUCUUGGUGGAGGUAAUUACCACGCUUGAGUUUUCUUUCUGCUAAAAUUCACUCAGAGCAAACAUGUUGAAGGUGUAUGAGCCUGUUUGGAUGCACAGACCAGUGAAUGAGUGACGUGCAGAUUUCUAUAAAUGCGUCUGGGUGAGAACAUCCAACAAAGUCAACAUGACUUUCUUUAUGAAGACCUGCUUGUCCCCUAGGAUUUGCUUCUUCUUUUUUUUUCUAAAUAUGCAUUGUCUUUACCUUUGCCUCUGAAAAGGAUGAUUUAUAGUUGUGUUAUUGAAUACUCAGGAAGAAUAUUGUUACCUCAGAAUGAUAAAAAAAAAAAGAAUGUAUGUUAUUACCUUUGGGUGUUUGUAAGGAGCUUUAAGGAGCAAGAUGAAAAUGGAGCCAUGGCUUUGUCAAAGAGAAAAAGAUACUCUGAACACUUCAGGGAAAUAAUGAACUUACAAGGCCUUUGAUACAAACCGUAGAAUAUAUACACACACACACACACACACACACACACACACACACACACACACACACACACACACACGCACAUGCACACGCACACACACACACACACACACACGCUGCUUCUUAGCUCUGGGGGAAUUAAACUUGAGGUUUUUGUACCAAGGCCUGAAAUGUUGAAUGUAAUUCAGAUAUUUUUUUUAAAAAGGACAAUACAUGCCAUAAUGUACAUCGAUUUAUGUUUUUAGAUAUAUGAAACAUAUUUUCUUCUUGUAUAGAUGUAAUUCUCUUCUAGGUUUUUGAUGGAGCAAUGAAUGACAUGUUAAGUGUUAGUGUAGUUAGCAGUGGGGCAAUGGUUUUGUGGACAAAAAAAAAAAGUCAAAGCAAAGCACUCCUGAUAGACGACAUUCGACAUAUCAAGACACACAGUACGUACCAUGCUCUACAACAGGUAUCUUCAUUAAUUGUCUUAAUACAGUGUCCAGCUUCCAUUUCCCAUGUCAGUAUUGUAAAACUACUUGACGGCACGUCACCGGUCAAUCAGCUGGAAUUUAGCUUUAACGUGAAUUGACACCAUGAAGAAGGGAGAAGUUAAUUGUGACAGAGGUGCACUGUAAAAAGUACAGUCACAACUUUACAUCCUUUUUUUUGCGGCUGUGAUGUUUCAUCCCAUCAUGAAUUGUGCCAUACCGUUGUAUUUUGUGCGAAGAGAAGCCCCUCGGAGGCUGAAACAAAACCAAACUCCUGCCUAAACGCAUGAUCCCCUUUUAAUAGUAAAAUUUUUUUAGGCUGAGAUGCAACUUCAGAUUUUAGUCUGAAAUCCAGUGUGGUGAAAAAAGUACUUUAAUGCCUCUUUUUGGAAAUAUAAGCACAUUCUUUAAAAAAAAAUUAAACUUAAUCAGAGGGUUAAACUGAUUUUGCUUCAAAUUAUGCUGAGGAAGAAAAAUGACAGAUGAAUAAAUUGAUGUAAAGCAUAUAAUGGUGUAUUCUUACCCCCAGAUUUUAAAAGUGUUUAAGCGCUUAGCUUCAACAAUUGAAUGCUCUUCAAUACCACACAGAGAAUGUGCUCUACAUUAACCCACGCGCUGCGACAGACGACGGAUUAUUCGCUGUUUAUUCAUGGAAGUAUGUGGAGUUGAGUUUGUCCACAAGAUCAAGAAAUGGGAUUUCAGUGUUAUGACUUUUGUGAUUCAGUUGUUCUUUUGUUGUAUCUUGUACAUUUUCUGUAACCACUUCUACCUCAUUCUGAAGACGAACAUUGAAAUAUUUAUUUCAUGUCAUUUCACUAACCAGUCAAUACUUGACCUGUUCUAGUCUACCUCACUAAAGACUGUUGUGUCAUGGAAAUGAAGAUAUACCAAAAAAAUAA
This is a messenger RNA of Hippoglossus stenolepis (Pacific halibut), 7358 nucleotides long. RefSeq names its product fidgetin-like protein 2. The transcript is spliced from 2 exons. NCBI's taxonomy places the organism in Eukaryota, Metazoa, Chordata, Actinopteri, Pleuronectiformes, Pleuronectidae. Bases 3096 to 4286 code for a protein of 396 amino acids. The record is from RefSeq and is a predicted model, not a curated record.